GCGAUCACUCACUCCCCCCCAACACUUGAACACACACCCCUGGCUGGGUUGAUUCAUUGCAGGCGCAAUUGACCGAUUCCAUUCAUUCGUUGCACGGAGAUAUUCAUUCCUACUAUGUUCCACAUCUAACCGAAACCACCACCGACCACCGCCGCCGCCGCCGACGCCCGACCUCCGUCCACUUAACUACCACCACCUCACACUCACCACACCCCCCGACAACCACAACACAUCACUCAAAAUGGUCAACUGGCUCACCCUCGCCGUACCCUUUGCCUAUCUGGGAGUCCUACUCGGCUCCCUGGCCACCUUUUCUUCCCUCUACCGGAAGCGCAAAGCUCAAAAAUCCCUCUCCCUCUCCCCCUGGUUCCCCACUCACACCCAACGCGACAUCUAUUUCUCCCUCCUCCACCUCGACCCCAAAGACAGCAAUGAAAAGGGCAAAAAAGUCCCCGACAGUGUCCUGAAAUCCGCUCUCCUGCGUCGCGCAAUCGAAGAUAUCCAACGCGUCAUGGCCCUCCGGAACCAGAAACAAGCGCUCGCGAUGCUCCUGCAACGCGGUAGUGUGGGCGAUGAUCUUUGGCAGAGGUUUGUUCGUGCUGAGAAGGAAAUGGAGGAGGAGGUCAGGGAUGUGGUUGCUGAGGCAAAUGCUUACGUUCCCGGCUGGGGUCAAACGAUCUUCCAAUCCGCUAAUGAAAUGCUCAAUAAUGCGAUUUAUCGCGAACGGAUGGAGAAGCACCAGGCUAAGUUGGAGGAGGAGAAGCAAUGGUGGGAGAAGAAGAAGGAGGGAUACAUGAAGGAGUUGGAUCCUGAGGGUUCUUCUGCUGUUUCUGCUGCUGCCGCUGCUUCGGCUGGUGGUGCGGAGGGGAAGAAGGUUGAGGCGAGUGCAUCUGCUAGUGACUCGGGGUCGGGGGAGGCGACGCCGGCUACCAAGACGCCUGAGUCGUCGAAUGCGCCGCCCUCGGUGGCUGGGAGUGAUGAUGAUGCGGUGUUGGUGGAGAAGGAUGAGCAGGCUGCUGCUGGGGCUAAUAAGAAGGGGGGGAAUUAAUUAGAUGGGUGCUUUUCAUGUGUUGUGAAUCGGAUAAGGUGUAUGUUCGUUUAUGGUCAAUUUUAUCACUUUUUUUAUUUUUAUUUUUAUUUUUUUUUUUU
This is a messenger RNA of Aspergillus sclerotioniger CBS 115572, 1149 nucleotides long. Its product is annotated as Sec63 complex subunit SEC66. Gene Ontology annotation, biological process: post-translational protein targeting to membrane, translocation. The record is from RefSeq and is a predicted model, not a curated record. Gene Ontology annotation, cellular component: Sec62/Sec63 complex. Bases 242 to 1048 code for a protein of 268 amino acids. The transcript has 3 exons. Lineage: Eukaryota; Fungi; Ascomycota; Eurotiomycetes; Eurotiales; Aspergillaceae.